Messenger RNA from Blastocystis hominis, 429 nucleotides. RefSeq lists its product as hypothetical. The coding region runs from base 1 to 429 and encodes 142 amino acids. Gene Ontology annotation, biological process: mRNA splicing, via spliceosome. Gene Ontology annotation, cellular component: U5 snRNP; spliceosomal complex; U4/U6 x U5 tri-snRNP complex. The transcript is spliced from 2 exons. Lineage: Eukaryota; Bigyra; Opalinata; Blastocystidae. The record is from RefSeq and is a predicted model, not a curated record.
AUGGCGUAUUUCCUCCCGCACUUGCACACUGCGUAUGCCGUCGAUCGUGCUAUUCAGGAUGAGACUGAAAAGCUGGUGGUCAUUCGUUUUGGUCAUGAUAACGACAGACAGUGCAUGCUUGUAGAUGAAACACUGUGGAAGAUUGCCGAUCUUGUGAAGAACUUUGUUGUUAUCUAUCUCGUGGACAUCACGGAGGUUCCGGAGUUCAAUGCCAUGUACGAGUUAUACGACGCGUGCACGAUCAUGUUCUUCUUCCGAAACAAGCAUAUGAUGAUCGAUCUUGGAACGGGAAACAACAACAAGAUCAACUGGGCACUCACCGACAAGGACGAGUUGAUUGCCAUUAUGGAAACCAUCUACCGUGGUGCUAUUAAAGGUCGUGGAAUUGUUGUUUCCCCGUUCGACUAUUCCACGAAGAACAAGUUCUAG